Nasonia vitripennis (jewel wasp) is the source of this 7963-nucleotide messenger RNA. Its product is annotated as janus kinase and microtubule-interacting protein 3. Lineage: Eukaryota; Metazoa; Arthropoda; Insecta; Hymenoptera; Pteromalidae. The coding region runs from base 288 to 4706 and encodes 1472 amino acids. The record is from RefSeq and is a predicted model, not a curated record. The transcript is spliced from 15 exons.
CGCGGAGAGGAGAGGAUGGUUCCGCACGCACGACCAGUGGCGACGGCGGCAGCUCUCUCGACGACUCGCGAGCUCUAUUAGUUACUGACGGUGUCUCUCACGAGGUGGACGACUACGAGCGCGGGGUCGCAAACUUUUCUUAUUUUUUUCGCCCGCGUACGCAUACGUAGACGUAGUUCCGAGCUUUUCGGGCGAGCUUGCAGCCCCGCGCGAGUGCGUGCAGUGCGACGCGCGCUCAACUGCCAUCGACCUUCGCGAGUCGUGCUUACGAAGACGAGACGACCAAAAUGAAUCCCCGAGCGGGAGACACCGUCACCUCGACGAAACCACCAACGACCAAUACGACGACGACAACGAGCACAACGACGACCGGGGCGCGGCGUUUUGGCCAUGUCGCGCUUCGGCCAGAAACAGCGACAUCCGCGAAGGCCCACAGAGCGCCGAGAAAGCGCCGUCAGCAGGUCGAGCCCGAGCUGCCACAGCAGCAGUCGGUGACGAGGCCGCGGCCCGAGGUUAACACGCCGCCGCCGGAGAAGAGCCGGCGACGAGCUGCCACUGCCGAACAGGCCGCUGGCGAACGGGCGGCCAGCAAGUCGCGCCUCGGCGAUUUUUUCUCCAGCCUCGCUUCCCGAAUCCGUAGCCCCAAGAAUGCGGACACGAUGCAGGGCAAUCACGAAAAUCUGGAAAGUCAGGAAUUCUGCAGAAACGAUGUGACGCAGGCAGCUGCGAAACGAGAGGGAAACGAGGAGAUUGUGCAAAGUACACGCGUCGACUUCAAAAAAAGGAGGAAGCUCGGUAUUGAUCGAAGAGCGCAGAAAUGUGAAAGCGACGCAAAUUGCGAAGCUGAAGUAACUUUAAGAGAUGCAAAGUCGGAGAAUACGAACGCUCAUGAGUGCGGAUGCUCAGAGCACUUGGGAGAAAAUUGCGACGCUAGUACGUCCGAUUCGAAAAACGAGGGAGAGAUUCCAAGCAAAUUGGUACUUAAGUGCGACAGUUACGUUGUUUUGAAUAAGAUCCUGGACCAAGAGACAGAUGCGACUGAUGGCGAGUACGCACACGAAACGACAGUCGACGUCGGUAUGGAAAACAGAAUUGCAGACGAGUGCAACACCGAUCUUCUUCUAAGCGAAAGGAAGACAGACGAUGAGGGUGAAAGCAAAAUCAUCGACAUGUGCAGAAGCAUCGUGGCCAGUAUGUGCGAGAAGAUUCAGGACACAGAGGAAGCAGAACAGUCCAAAAAUAGUUCAGAGCCAAUGAUUACCAAUGAAUUCGAGGCACUCGAUCUGCCAGCCGACGAUCGAAAUCUUCAGCCAAACGACAGGAACCUGCAUCCCACACUCAGCACAGCAAGCAUGACGAGUCAAGAAAGCAUCCCCAUCGAGUUAGAAGUCGACAGCGCGGAAGCACAGAAGAACACCUCAGCCCAAAGGCGUGUCGAAAAGGAAAAGGAUCCGCCGAUUGAAUCGGAAUCCAGGAUAAGCCUCAGGCCCAGCAAUCCACGGCCAUCGUCGCGUUCACCGCGUUGGGACGAUACAGUGCGGCUGCGAAAAACAAUCCAGUGGUUGGAAGAGGGCUCGCGACGGCUGCGCGAGGACCUGGCAAGCGUGAGGUCGGAGCUGCACGAGGAGCGCAGGGCUGCAAAACUGGCUCGGCGGGAGCUCGACACUGCCAUCAGAGAAGCCCGGAGUAUCGAGGCUGCCAAGUAUGCCGGCGUCAUCUCCGAGCUCAAAGCCAGGUUGUCUCAGUCGCCGUCUCGUUCAGCAAUGGAUUCUUUGCCGAGUUUAUCGAAGACUGAUCUUCUAAAAGACGAGAAUCAUAGACGAGAAAUGGCAGCACUGAAGAAGAGACUCGCCGAAGCCGAAAGUACAAUACAGAAACUCAAGACCAAUUCUCUGGAUCGCGGGCGAGCUAAGAAGAAAAACAAGGAAGACGAAAGUGGCAAACUCGCGAACGCUGAGGUGCGCAAACUUGAGGUCGAAGUUCAAAGUCUUCGGGCCACUAAUAAAAAACUUGAAGAAAAAUUACACAUUGCCGAGGAAUCAGCGAGGGCACGAGCGGCCGAGUUGCGAGUGCAGCAUGAGUCCCACGAGGCAGAAUUGUCAGCUUUGCAGAAGGCUUUGCGCAGCGAUACCAUUAAAAUGAUCGACGAGAUACAAAGCAAGAACCGAGAAAUCGAGAAGUUAGAGAAAUUGGUAAAUGAGUGCGCUCAGAUGAACCAAAAAUUACGCACAAAGGAAGACGAAACGGUAAGCCACUCAUUGAUUAUAAUCUUCCCAACGAACGUUCCGAUGCGGAAGUUACGGGAGAGCGAAAGGAGUCACCAGAUUCGCCUGGCGUCCAGGAUCGAGGAGAAGAUCCACCACGAUGACCACAUGGGGGAUCUCUGCAAAGUGGAUUGCGACGAGGACGCAGCAGCGACGAAGUUCGACAGACUGCGCGAACUGGCAGUCGAGCAGCAGGAGGUCAUCGAGGUACUCAGACAGGCGGUCAAGGAAAAGGAGCGCAAGCUCGAGCAAUUGUCAAACAAACGUCGCAAGGAGGAGUUUUAUAAACAGUGGUUGGAGCUUGAGCCAGUGGCGGAGGUCGACGACGAGGACGAGCACCAGCAGGAGGAGGGCGACAGCGCACUCUCGAGCGCCCCAUCUUCGUUGUCGCCUCAACCGAACGCCAGCCGCAACAACGGCGUGACGCGCGAGGCUUACGAGAACGUGCUCAUCGAAAUCGAGGAGCUGCAGACCAAGCUGCUCGAGGAACAGCAGGAGCUCUGUCACGCCAGGAGCCAAGUUCGAGACCUCGAGAAGGCUCUGCUGCAGGAGACAAGAGGCAGUCAAAACAACAGGCGCGCACUGAGCGAAAAGCUGCGCGUAGCGGAAGAGCGCGAGGCUAGCCUUAUCGCCGAAAUUUCAGAACUGCGUGAACAGAACGAACUGCUGGAGUUCCGCGUGCUUGAGCUCGAGGAGUCACCGAACCCACGAGAUACCCCAGAUCCGGCAGACAGCGGUAUCGUCUCACCGGAGCCGAUUCAUCUCUACAAGGACCACCAAUCGAGCAAACACAGGGACCGCGCGGUAGCGACCGUCAUCCCUUAUACUUCAAGCUACAGUCAUCCAGUCCUGCCCAUCGAUCCUCAGAAGGCACCGCUGUCCCUGCAAGAGAGUGGAAUCUUCGAGGAGGAGGACGUCGAGGAAGAGGAGAUCGAGGAUCACGUAGACGAUGAGAGCAAAAUCGAGUUGGCCAGCCAGAGCACGCAGACCGAGGCUCCGGCCGGCGAACUGCUGCAGGAAGUCCAACGUCUGCAGGAGCUCCGAGCUCGCAUUCAAGAACGCGCGGCCAAGGUGCCGCCGGUGUCGCCGAUCAGCGACCGCAAGAACGAGGCCCCCUGCGACUUUGCACUGGACGUCACGCCUCUGCGCGAGCGGAUUCGCGAGCUGGAGGAGCGACUCAACGCCCACGAGUCCGAGCGUCGGGUCUCGAAGCAGCGCGAGGAGGAGUUACUGGACGAGAAUUAUCGGCUGACGGAGAAGACUUUCUGGCUGGAGGCCGAACUCAAGAAACUCCAGGAGAAGCUGAACGAGGUGAAACUGAGCAGCGACGCAGAGACCAUGACCGAUCAAGUGGUCCGACGACAACUGGCAGUCCAGACCGAUGUUUACGAGCAGUGCCAAGUCGUGGACAAUGAAAACAAGACCGUCAUGGACGACGUGGACAACAGCAGCGAGAUGUCCAGGUGUCAGAGACUCUACACGGCUGCUAUUUCGAACCAGGACGAGAGUGGCUCAGCUCAGAGCUUGACCAAGGCAAGCCUAGACUCAGACUCAACGUCCAAGAGGCAGCCUUGUCUGGACUGCAGCGAGCUGUGGAAGGACUGCGACGCGCGAAUACACAACCUCGCGAGUCUACGCCAGCAGAUCGCCAGUUUGGAGCACCGGGAGAGCGCUUUCUUCGAGACUUUGCGCCAGGCUGACGCCACCUGGGCCAAGCUCGAGGCGGACUACGAAGCCAAGCAGAAGGAGAUGAACGAGCGACUGACGGCACAAGUCGAGUUGAACCGAGCUCUCUUCGAGCACCUAACGAAGCUCAACAAGAUGGCCGAGAAGACGCUGAAGGACCGUCCGGAGGAGCCGAUGGAGGUGGACGAUGACGUAACAGCGAGCUGCAAGUCGGAUCUCACACGAGCCACGCAGACGGACGAGCUCGAGAGCUGCAGGUGCCAGACAACACCCUCGCUCUCUAGAUCAUCUUCCUCCGCGACGACUGGGCUCAUCGUGAGAGCGGACUCGUCCAGGGUGUCGACGAUCUCGCGGACGAGCAUCACCAUGGCCCCAGCCGGAUGCGACGAUAUCGACACGAGUACGAUACUCUUGGCAGCGGCUGAUCCUCCUGCGGAGAUAGCCACCGAGGCCAAGGAGGAAGAUAACGCCCAGCCCUGCGCAUCGGGCCAGAUUCCGAAUCCAGCAACAUCAGCUGAUGCACCGCAGCGAGCGGAUCAUCAGAAGACUGAGGGACAGCAACAGCCGGAGGCUCUCGUCAGCAUUGACGAAUCCUCUAGCGAUAAGAAGGUUAGCAAGCCGUCCAAAGGUGCGGGAAUGGUGCGACAGGGGAUGAGCAGUGUGCGCAGCAAAGCCAUUAGCUUCGAGCGCAACCUCGUAGUCAGCUCGGCGCGGAGCCGCCGCCGCUUGACCCUCUAUCAGGAGAUCUGCGUUUGAUCUUGCCGUUUAACGUCGAAUCAUUUAUACGAACCGAACUUAUAUCAUAUUUUAUAUGAUUACGAUUUUUUUUAAUUUUUUUUUUUGAGAAAGAGAAACGCGAAACGAAAAAGAUACGAGGAUCAUGUUGUUUUGACGCGCAGGCAAAGUGAAAAUAUUAUUGUUUUACAGAAAACUAAGCUUGAUUUUUUAAUGAGACUGCCAGAAGUUUACUUUGUGGGUGAGCAGUGUACGAAGACACUGAUGGCUCGUAAGUCACAGUAAUGGUUCUGCGUUCUCUGUUUAAACUCGCCGCUGUUGCUUAUUGAUUUGACGUUAGAAUAACCGAUGUGAAAUAAAUUUCGCAGUAUACGACGCAUCGAAUAUGGAAAUUAUUGUCUGCGUUUCUAGUACAACUAUUUAUGAGGCUGGAACGAUUUACGAGUCACUGCUUACGCUACAAGGCAUAGUUCUAGUAAACAAAAGGAAGCUUUCUUUUUAAAACGCAUUAUGUUUAUGUUACUUUUUAUGAAAAUAUUUUGAGCGUUUUGAAAAGUUCGAAAAUUGGUUUUGCGCAGUAUUAGAACUGUAUAAUAAGGGCUGGUAAAACCGUAGACCGAUGUUUCAUCAUACGACCAAAUGUAUGAAAUUCGAACAAAAAAGUAGAUAUCGAUCGACUGAUAAAAAUGCAUAGGCUUUUUAAAUUCGUACGUUUAAUUAAUAAUCCUAGGAAAGAGUUUACAACCAGUUUUGUAGACUUAUGUUUAAAUUACCACAUUUGAUGAAAAAAUCUAUUUAUUUUAAACGAGUGUGGAGACCUAAGCUUAUUGAAAUAAGCAGUAAAACGUUUCGAAAAUUGUUUAGAGGGUAUAUUGUUAGAGUAGAAGAGUUUUCAAUUAUUAUAAAAUGAAUUGCGAAUUCCUUACGAGCGAGACAUACGUUAAUUAUCAUUGAAAUGAAGAAUAACGCAUCAUCCAAUCAACAGAAAAGUACCUAACGAGAAUAUAAAUUAUGUACUGAUAAUAUUUCAACGAUUGUUAUCGAGCUGAUCUAGAGGCACACGAAGAUCAUAUCGCCAAAAGGCUUUAGGAAAGGAUGAUCGCAGGAGGACAAGAUGCUCGAAGAAAAUCUCUAGCUCUCUCUGUAUCGUGGACUUGAAAAAUCCUGGCUCAGAGGCUCGUUCGUAUCUGGCCCAAGCAAAUAAUCUACUUCCGAUGGAGAUGAAGUUCCUUUACGAGAAUCAACCGUUAAUUUAAGAGAUUCAACGACAUCAGGUUUUCAUUCACGCACAUCGCGUUUCCUGCGAGCUGAUAGGAAACUGUAGUUUCAAAGCAUAAGAUGAGAACGAAAAGAGCUGGCGUUGCUUGGAGAAACCAAGUGCCGACCAGAAUGGGUGCGCCUCGCUGUUAAAGUUUCCAAGCUGUUUAAACGAGCUUAAUCCCCAAGUACAUCAGCGAAAUAAUCAACGUCGAUGCAGUUCACGGUGACAGCGCGACACUAUCUGACGGCUUCCAUAUCGCUCGUCUAGUUGGCGCACCUCUCAUCUGCUUUUCUUCGGUAUCCAGAGUGAGCUGCGUUUCGUCGAGUUAUGGCGAUUACUAGGCGUCUGAACCUCGUGGGAAAUGCGCAAGAGUAUCCUUUAUCUGAUUUCUUUUCGCAAGAUUUUCCGACUUUUAACAAAUACGACAUUUUAUUAUACGACAGACCGUCUUUGAAUUGAAGAUACUUUACGUUUAUUUUAGUUUUUUUUAAUAUUUUAUUCUGAUCAAUGUCAAAACUAAGCCUUUUAUUAUCGUUGUUGUUCUUGACAAAUACAUGAAAGGGGAAUAGAAAAAGGAUAGAGCUAUGAAAACCUGAAAAAAAAUGUUGCCGAGCUGUGAUUUUUCAUGUCAAUUACAACGAGCAGAAGUACAAUCAUUUUUAUUUUGUUAUUCACGCAUUCUAAAGCUUCAAUUGCAUUAUUAAUGGAUUUUGAGCAAUUGAAAUUUCAUACACAUUAAGAGUCCAUUAAAAAUGAAAUUUAGGCUGAUUUAUGUUUGCAAUUACUAGUUUUUUGUUCAUAAAAAUGCGUAAAUAUGUUUUGAUAAAUACCGAUUUUUGACAUUGCAUGUCAAUAUUUGGUUUAAGAAUAAACGAUCAACUGUAUAGUGCAUUAUGAUUAUGACAUUUUUUAUCAAAAAGCGCUGCGUAUUAUAUAAAAUAUGGUAAUAUACAUCAACAACGUGUUUUUCUCUUUUUUAUAUUUGAUUAUAUAGCAAAAAAUUGAAAAGCUUUUUUGCAAUCCAGUUUUUGAAGUCUCACAAUUGCUUAUUAUCGAUAUUCAAUAAUAUAUUGUUUUACAUUACUCAUAUGUACAUACAUGUAUAAUGUUCGUGAGUCUUUAAAUCUGCUUUAUAUUCACAAAUUUCAAUUGCAAUAUUAUAUCAAGCAUAGAGAAGUUCCAGUAAUGAAUUGUAAAGAAAUCACAAAAGUCUUUUUAAAACUGGAUUUCUUAAUGUAUUUAAUGCGUUUAUAUGUGCUUCCACAUUGUCACUUGUCGCAUGCGCUCUUAACCAGAUAUUUUUAAGUCAAAUUCUCGAUUUUCGAGUUCUUGUACGAAAUUAUAAAAAAAGUUGGAUUUAUUAACUACUUUUUUUUGCUUUCCUAAGAUAUAACAUUGUUAUAUGUAACAAAAUAGUUUUUUACUAAUGUAAAUUGAAAUUGUUCAGGUACGCAUUCGCAUGGAUAUACUUUCGUUUAAGAGUACGAAGUCCUCGACAAACCCUAAUUAUAUUAAAUUAUGCGUGUUUUGUGUACGUGACAAAAGUAAAUCUCAAAGAGAUUAAAAAGUUAAAGCUGCCGAGAGUAAGAAGACAAAUCAACGCCGCGUAUACGAAAAAUCCGAAUUAGGGUUUUUAGGUACUGUAUCUAGUCGAUAUAUUUUUUUUGUGUGAGAAUUACAAAGUAAACACGGCGUUUCAAUCAAAUUUUUCUUCAAUAAGGACGAAUAGCCUCGAGAUACGAAAAUUUAUAUUCUCAUAUUGCGUAGAGUUAAUGUACAUUUGUAUUAAAAGUAUGGUACGACGUUUUCGAGCGAUUACGAAAAAAUCGCAGUUUUUAGUUGAUAAGUGCCUUUUAAUAUGUGUAUCUCGAGAGCACAUUAUUAAUUAUGAUAUAUAAACCCAAGAAAAUAUGGUUUCAUUUUCUAGGCGUUAUUUCGUCGAGGUAUGAUUAACGAGUUAUUUACUCAGUUUGCAAUACUUGUAUUUUACUGAAUAAAAUACCUAUAAUGAUACUUA